UCGCCAGCACCACGUUUUUCAGCGCCGGGUUUCUCACGACUGUUGGCCAGAACAAAGUAAAAACCUGCGGCAAACAACUUGAGAAGCAAUCGGAAGGAUACUCCGUCGAAAUGGUAUCGAGUUUGGUGUUUAGCAGCUCCAACGUGGCCAUCGGUGGGCUAAUCGCGGCGGAACUGCUCCAGCCUAGCAAUCCGGUUGAGGUUUCGUGGGGCAACGAGAUUUCGAUCAAGUUCGCCAACCACUCGCUGGUCUGCAUCACCAACAACGAUGUACUGCGUGCCCUAGCUCGGUUGGCCCCGGCUUACCGGCUGUAUGGUGAAACACCGAUCGAACGCACCCAGAUUGACCACUGGCUCACGUAUACUCUGUCGAUGGAGAAGGAUCCUUCGGAUGAGCUAAAGUAUCUGAACAAAUGUCUCGGACCACUGACGUACCUUGUGGCCAACCAUCUUACCAUCGCCGAUCUGGCCGUGUUCAACGAACUGUACGCACGGUACGAUGAGCUGCGGCGUAUCGGCAUUCCGGUGCAUGUGCAGCGUUGGUAUAACCUGAUGCUGGCGCAACCCUGCACGAAGGAAGUGUUCCGAAAGUACGCGAAGGAGCUGCAGGCGGCCGUAGCCGCCAGCUCGCGCGUCAAGAAGGAGGCGACACCGGAAAAGGGCUCCGAGAAACGCGAGCAAGGCAAGUUUGUCGAUCUGCCGGGGGCGGAAAUGGGCAAGGUGGUGGUGCGCUUUCCACCGGAAGCGUCUGGCUACCUCCACAUCGGACACGCAAAGGCGGCCCUGCUCAACCAGUACUACCAGCAAGCGUUCCAGGGCAAGCUAAUCAUGCGCUUCGAUGACACGAAUCCGGCCAAGGAGAAUGUGCACUUUGAGCAGGUAAUUCUGGAGGAUCUAAAGAUGCUCAAGAUCGAUCCGGAUCUCUUCACGCACACCUCGCAGUACUUCGAUCUGAUGCUGGACUACUGCGUUCGGUUGCUGAAGGAGGGCAAAGCCUACGUAGAUGAUACUGAGCCGGAGCAGAUGAAGAAGGAGCGUGAGGAGCGCGUCGAGUCGAAGAACCGUUCCAAUACGCCGGAACGCAAUCUCGAGCUGUGGGCCGAAAUGGUGAAAGGUUCGGCGUCCGGUCAGAAGUGUUGUGUCCGGGCAAAGAUCGACAUGUCCUCGGCGAACGGUUGCAUGCGCGAUCCAACCAUCUACCGGUGCAAGAAUGAACCGCAUCCGCGCACUGGUACCCAGUACAAGGUAUACCCAACGUACGACUUUGCUUGCCCGAUCGUAGAUGCAAUCGAAAAUGUAACGCACACGCUACGUACCAUGGAGUACCACGAUCGCGACGAGCAGUUCUACUGGUUCAUCGAGGCGCUCGGUUUGCGCCGUCCAUACAUUUGGGAGUACAGCCGGCUUAACAUGACGAACACGGUGCUUUCGAAGCGCAAGCUGACCUGGUUUGUGGAGCAGGGUCUGGUCGAUGGUUGGGACGAUCCACGGUUCCCGACUGUUCGAGGUAUUCUGCGUCGUGGCAUGACCGUGGAGGGUUUGCGCGAAUUCAUCAUUGCCCAGGGUUCGAGCAAAUCGGUCGUGUUUAUGGAGUGGGACAAGAUUUGGGCGUUUAACAAGAAGGUGAUCGAUCCGAUCGCUCCUCGCUACACGGCUCUCGAGAACGAAGGCCGCAUUCUGGUGAAUGUGGCCGGUGCGAAACCGGGCUCGCUGCAAGCCGCCGUACAUCCGAAAAAUGCUGACAUUGGCAUGAAGACGGUACACAUUGGACCACGUGUGCUGAUCGAUCUGGCCGAUGCCCGCGAGCUGAAGGAUGGUGAAAAUGCGACGUUCAUUAACUGGGGCAAUCUGAUGGUCAAGAAGGUACAUCGGAACGCAACCGGUGAUCCUGUUUCGAUCGAUGCCGCGCUAAAUCUGGAUAACAAGGAUUACAAGAAGACGCUCAAGCUGACGUGGCUGUGCGAGCUGACGGCUGAGCAGUACACUCCGACGUACUGCGUGUACUUCGAGCACAUAAUCAGCAAGGCGGUACUGGGCAAGGAUGAGGAUUUCAAGAACUACAUCGGUCAUCAGACGCGGACCGAGGUGCCCAUGCUGGGAGAUCCGGAGUUGAAAAAGCUCAACAAAGGGGACAUCAUUCAGUUGCAGCGUCGUGGCUUCUUCAAGGUCGACCAAGCGUACCAGCCGGCCAGUGAGUUCAGCGGUGCCGAAACACCGAUCGUGCUGUUCGCCAUUCCCGAUGGCCAUGCCACUGCGCAAGCAACGGCAAAUGCACCGAAGAAGGAGGUUGCCACAGAGAAUAAAAAAUCUAAGCAAACCAAAUCGGCGACCAUCGUUACCAGUGGAGACGUGCCAACCAGUACCAGCGGCAGCGGCAGCGCAUUGAACGAUUCGAUCACCCAGCAGGGCGAAAAGGUACGCCAGUUAAAGGCGGACAAAGCUCCGAAAGCGGACGUCGACGCGGCAGUGAAAGUGUUACUCGAACUGAAGGCGCAAUACAAGACGGCAACGGGCAGUGACUGGAAGCCGGGAGCCGUUACCACCGCAAGUGUCGCCAACGUCGGCAGCGCUAAUGCUGGAUCGAAUGCGGCGGAUGCACUGAAUGCAAAAAUCACUGAGCAAGGCAAUUUGGUGCGCGAUUUGAAGGGUAAGAAGGCUCCGAAAGCAGACAUUGAUGCAGCCGUAAAGGAGCUGCUUAAUUUGAAAGCCCAAUACAAGACUGCGACUGGAAGUGAGUGGAAACCGGGAGCAACACCGGUGCAGCCACAAGCAGCUCCAACAGCAGCAGCAUCCGUUGCUCCUGCAGCUACCGGUGCGGAUGCGUUGAAUGCGAAAAUCGUUGAGCAGGGCAACUUGGUGCGUGAUUUAAAGGCCAAGAAGGCUCCCAAAGCGGACAUUGACGCCUCGGUGAAGGAGCUGUUGAAUCUAAAGGCCCAGUAUAAAUCGGCCACCGGAAACGAGUGGAAACCGGGCGCAGUUGUGGCAGCACCGGCCACCACUGCAAGUGUUCCCUUGAAACCGAUCGAUGCCAACAGUGGUGCCGUUGCGAGUGGAUCAGCGGUUGAACUGAACGACAAGAUUGUCGCGCAAGGAGAUCUAGUACGUGAGCUGAAAGCAAAGAAGGCAAACAAAGCAGACAUUGACUCGGCGGUGAAAGCCCUGCUCGCUCUGAAAGCACAGUACAAGCAGGCGACCGGUGGACAGGAGUGGAAACCGGGCUGCGUACCACCGGUACAAUCCGCACCGUUGCAAGCUGCUGCUCCAUCGGCAGCCGCUGCUACCGGAGAGUCAGCACUGCUCGAGCAGAUUGCCGUGCAGGGUGAAAAGAUCCGCACGCUCAAAGCCAACAAGGCAGAUAAACCCACGAUCGACGCUGAGGUUGGUGUGCUGUUGAAGCUGAAGGCUGAUUUCAAGGCGACCACCGGAAAAGAUUGGAAACCGGGAAUGAGUGCUCCGGCGAAGGCACCAGCUGCUGCCACAGAGGGAGCGGUAGAGCACGGUAAGGAAAAUGUUUCCCCAAGUGGUGGUGAUGCUGCAAGCCCCAAGGACGCACUGGCAGAAAAGAUCACCAAGCAAGGUGAUACGGUGCGCAGUUUGAAGGGCUCAGGUGCCGCUAAACCGGAAAUCGAUGCUGCCGUUAAACUGCUGCUGGAUCUGAAGGCUGAAUACAAGAAGCUCACUGGCACGGACUACGUUCCACCGGGCGGCGCUGCAGCUGGAGGUCGUCAGCAAUCGAAGCAGGCUCCGGCAGCAAAGAAAGCACCGAAACAGGAGCCGAAGAAACCGGAGCGUAAGGAGGAGGGUGCCGCUGGUGGACCGAAGAAACAAACGCGACUCGGACUCGAGGCUACCAAGGAGGACAAUCUGCCCGACUGGUACUCGCAGGUCAUCACGAAGGGUGAGAUGAUCGAGUACUACGAUGUGUCCGGUUGCUACAUUCUUCGUCACUGGUCGUUCGCCAUCUGGAAGGCGAUUCGGAACUGGUUCGAUGGGGAAAUCACGCGGCUGGGUGUGAAGGAGUGCUACUUCCCGAUCUUCGUGUCGCGGGCAGCGCUUGAACGUGAGAAGACGCACAUUGCCGAUUUUGCGCCUGAGGUGGCCUGGGUGACGAAGAGUGGUGACUCGGAGCUAGCUGAACCGAUCGCUGUCCGUCCGACGUCCGAGACGGUUAUGUAUCCGGCGUACGCGAAAUGGAUCCAAUCGUACCGAGAUCUGCCGAUUCGCCUAAACCAGUGGAACAACGUUGUGCGCUGGGAGUUCAAACACCCUCAGCCGUUCCUGCGAACCCGCGAGUUCCUGUGGCAAGAGGGCCACACGGCGUUUGCGACGAAGGCCGAAGCGGACGAGGAAGUGCUGACGAUACUCGACCUGUACGCGAAGGUGUACACCGAUCUGUUGGCCAUCCCGGUGGUGAGGGGCCGUAAGACGGAGAAGGAAAAGUUCGCCGGUGGUGACUACACGACGACGGUGGAGGCGUACAUCUCGGCGUCCGGUCGUGCGAUUCAGGGUGCUACGAGUCACCAUCUGGGACAGAACUUCUCGCGCAUGUUCGACAUCGUGUACGAGCAUCCGGAAACGAAGGAGAAGGAGUACGUGUACCAGAACUCAUGGGGUAUUACGACGCGUACGAUCGGUGUGAUGAUCAUGGUGCACGCGGAUAACCAGGGUCUGGUGUUACCACCACGCGUCGCCUGCAUUCAGGUGGUGAUCGUACCAUGCGGAAUCACGGCCACUACGACGGACGAGGAGCGACGCCGUCUGUACGAGAGUUGCCGUGAGCUGGAACGCUCCCUGGUGGCGGCGGGCAUUCGCUGCGAAGGUGAUUACCGGGACAAUUACUCACCCGGCUGGAAGUACAAUCACUGGGAGCUGAAGGGUGUGCCGGUACGCAUCGAGCUCGGCUUCAAGGAUCUGCAGAAGGGCGAGUGUGUCGCGGUGCGGCGGGACAAUGGUACGAAGUUGACGGUUCGCCGUGAGCAGGCAACGGUCGAGCUGCCGAAGCUGCUUGAAACCAUCCACGAGAGCAUGUACGCCAAGGCGGAUCGUGAUCUGCACGAUCACAUCAAGGUGACCAAGGAGUGGUCCGCCUUUUUGCAGUUCCUCGAGGAGAAGAACAUUAUCAUGGCACCGUUCUGUGGAGAGAUUCCGUGUGAGGAUCGCAUCAAGGCCGAAAGUGCUCGGGACGAUGGUGCCGAGGUGGAAGCCGGUGCACCGGCCAUGGGUGCGAAGUCGUUGUGCAUCCCAUUCGAGCAGCCGGCCCAGAUCGAUCCGAAGAAGGACAAAUGCGUACAUCCGGCCUGUGGCCGUGCGGCCAAGUUCUACACGCUGUUUGGUCGAAGCUACUAAAUCUUCUCGCUUCAUACUCCUCUUCGGUUCGGUUCGGCCGUUCAGAGUGCUUAUCCUGUGUUCAUUAUCAUAGUAUAGUUGGGCGCUCAAAUACAUAAACAUCCGCUGGAUUCAUUUAAAAGUUGACAAAUAAACUGAAUGUCCAUUACACAUGUA
Anopheles aquasalis is the source of this 5501-nucleotide messenger RNA. It is a transcript of the gene GluProRS, whose product is annotated as Glutamyl-prolyl-tRNA synthetase. The record is from RefSeq and is a predicted model, not a curated record. Gene Ontology annotation, biological process: prolyl-tRNA aminoacylation; glutamyl-tRNA aminoacylation; translation. Gene Ontology annotation, cellular component: aminoacyl-tRNA synthetase multienzyme complex; cytoplasm. Gene Ontology annotation, molecular function: glutamate-tRNA ligase activity; ATP binding; proline-tRNA ligase activity. Lineage: Eukaryota; Metazoa; Arthropoda; Insecta; Diptera; Culicidae.